AUGAGUAUCCCAAAGAGCAGACUUUUAGCAGUUGCCGAGCUAUCUGCUAAGAUAUUUGAUCAAGGUUUUAACCCUUCUGGUGCACGUACAGGUGCGAAGAUUCUCUCUCAGAGGCUGAAGGGCCCUGCAGUUUCGAGCUAUUACGGUAAUCCCGACUUUGUUAAAUUCAGAACCAUACGGAAACUUUACUCUGACAUUCCUAUGAGUGACCCUGAAGAGGACUACAGGCUGAUGAUGGUGAGCGCCAGGAAACGUCGUGGUAAAGGUGCACCAAAGAAGACAAAGAAAUCGGAAGCUGGCGAGAAAAGUAAAAAGAAGAAAUGA
This is a messenger RNA of Nakaseomyces glabratus, 324 nucleotides long. It is a transcript of the gene RSM27, whose product is annotated as mitochondrial 37S ribosomal protein mS33. Gene Ontology annotation, cellular component: mitochondrion. The record is from RefSeq and is a predicted model, not a curated record. Lineage: Eukaryota; Fungi; Ascomycota; Saccharomycetes; Saccharomycetales; Saccharomycetaceae.